UUUCCCCAGGCCCUGAUGAUGAGUUUCUCAAAUGGCUCAAAGUACAACACUGUGUUUACUGAAAUACACUUUUGCUAUGAGUCUCUGAGUGGAUCAUGUGAAAAGUUAGUUCAACCCCUGAUAAUGCAGUUCCUCAUGUUCUUGUUCAUGGCCUCGACCAUACUGGUAACAAUGAGUGGGAACCUUCUGGUCAUUACCUCCAUAGCACACUUUAAGCAGCUGCACACAUCCACAAACUAUCUCAUCCUCUCGCUGGCAGUGUGCGACUUCCUGCUGGGAGUGUUUGUGAUGCCCUGCAGUGCAGUACGCUCUGUCCUGGGCUGUUGGUACCUGGGUGACUUUGUAUGCCAGCUCCACACCAGCACUGAUAUCAUGCUGAGCACCUCCUCAAUCUUCCACCUGUCAUUCAUCUCCAUUGACCGUUACUUUGCUGUGUGUAACCCACUGAUGUACAGGUCCAUCAUCAACUCAGUCACUAUCAUCAUUAUGCUAACUACUAGCUGGGUGAUCCCUGCCAUAUUUGCCUUUGGGAUGAUCUUCUCUGAGCUCAAUGUAAGAGGCAGUGAGGAGUUCUUUGAAGAACAUGUGAAGUGUAUUGGAGGCUGCCCAGUGUUCUUCAGCCGAGCCUCAGCAGCGGUUGCCUCAACGUUAUCCUUCUUCAUUCCCGGCCUAAUCAUAUUGUGCAUUUACCUUAAAAUCUACCUGGUCGCCAGAAGACAGGCUAGGGCCAUUAAACAGCUGACAAAACAGCUUGACACGGACACAGCAAAUGAGUCCAGCAUAUCUAGACGAGAAAGAAAAGGAGCAAAAACCCUUGCGAUUGUGGUCGGAGUCUUCCUCACCUGCUGGACACCCUUUUUCCUGUGUAACAUCAUUGACCCCUUCAUUGGCUACUCUAUUCCUCCAGUGUUAAUUGAUGCUCUGGUUUGGUUUGGUUACUUAAAUUCAGCUUGUAAUCCUGUGGUUUAUGCCUUCUUUUACAGUUGGUUCAGGAAAGCUUUGAAAAUGAUCAUUUGUGAUAAUAGAUCAAAUAGGAUUUCUUCUCAGAUGCAGUUGUACCCCGAAUGA
Messenger RNA from Megalops cyprinoides (Indo-Pacific tarpon), 1068 nucleotides. RefSeq names its product trace amine-associated receptor 1-like. The coding region runs from base 16 to 1068 and encodes 350 amino acids. NCBI's taxonomy places the organism in Eukaryota, Metazoa, Chordata, Actinopteri, Elopiformes, Megalopidae. The transcript has a single exon. The record is from RefSeq and is a predicted model, not a curated record. Gene Ontology annotation, cellular component: membrane. Gene Ontology annotation, biological process: adenylate cyclase-activating adrenergic receptor signaling pathway. Gene Ontology annotation, molecular function: trace-amine receptor activity.